CGGGUUAACAACGUCCGCCACCGGCGCCGUCAACCUGCAGGGCGCUGUUGGAAAUCCAGCUACUGUGGGUCGAAGUCAAAGUCAAAGAAGAAGAAGAAGAAGAGGUGGAAAGCGGGUUCUUCGGCAGAAAGAGAAGAGGAAAACACAGAGCCUAGAACUGAAUGUGGGGACUUUGAAUGUUGGGACUAUGACAGGAAAAUCUCGGGAGUUGGUUGACAUGAUGAUUAGGAGAAAGGUUGAUAUAUUGUGUGUCCAGGAGACCAGGUGGAAAGGCAGUAAGGCUAGAAGUUUAGGGGCAGGGUUUAAAUUAUUUUACCAUGGUGUAGAUGGGAAGAGAAAUGGAGUCGGGGUUAUUUUAAAAGAAGAGUUGGCUAAGAAUGUCUUGGAGGUGAAAAGAGUAUCAGAUCGAGUGAUGAGGCUGAAAUUUGAAAUUGAGGGUGUUAUGUGUAAUGUGAUUAGUGGCUAUGCCCCACAGGUAGGAUGUGACCUAGAGGUGAAAGAGAAAUUCUGGAAGGAGCUACAUGAUGUAGUUCUGAGCAUCCCAGACAGAGAGAAAGUCGUAAUUGGUGCAGAUUGUAAUGGACAUGUUGGUGAAGGUAAUAAGGGUGAUGAAGAAGUGAUGGGUAAGUACGGUAUCCAGGAAAGGAACUUGGAGGGACAGAUGGUGGUAGACUUUGCAACAAGGAUGCAAAUGGCUGUAGUGAACACUUUUUUCCAGAAGAGGCACGAACAUAGGGUGACCUACAAGAGCGGAGGUAGAAGCACACAGGUGGAUUACAUCUUGUGCAGACGAUGUAAUCUGAAGGAGGUUACCAACUGUAAGGUAGUGGUAGGGGAGAGUGUGGCUAGACAGCAUAGGAUGGUGGUGUGUAAGAUGACUCUGGUGGUGGGGAGGAAAAUUAGGAAGACAAAGGCAGAGAAGAGAACCAUGUGGUGGAAGCUGAGACAGGACGAGUGUUGUGCAGCUUUUCGGGAAAAGGUGAUACAGGCUCUCGGUGGACGGGAAGAGCUUCCAGAAGACUGGACCACUGCAGCCAAGGUGAUCAGAGAAGCAGGCAGGAGAGUACUUGGUGUAUCUUCUGGCAGGAAAGGAGAGAAGGAGACUUGGUGGUGGAACCUCACAGUACAGGAAAUCAUACAAGGAAAACGGUUAGCUAAGAAGAAGUGGGACACUGAGAGGACCGAGGAGAGGCGAAAGGAAUACAUUGAGAUGCGACACAGGGCAAAGGUAGAGGUGGCAAAGGCAAAACAAGAGGCAUAUGAUGACAUGUAUGGCAGGUUGGACACUAAAGAAGGAGAAAAGGAUCUAUACAGGCUGGCCAGACAGAGGGAUAGAGAUGGGAAGGAUGUGCAGCAGGUUAGGGUGAUUAAGGAUAGAGAUGGAAAUAUGUUGACUGGUGCCAGCAGUGUGCUAGGUAGAUGGAAAGAAUACUUCGAGGAGUUGAUGAAUGAGGAAAAUGAUAGAGAAGGGAGAGUAGAAGAGGCAAGUGUGGUGGACCAGGAAGUGGCAAUGAUUAGUAAGGGGGAAGUUAGAAAGGCAUUAAAGAGAAUGAAAAAUGGAAAGGCAGUUGGUCCUGAUGACAUUCCUGUGGAGGUAUGGAAGCAUCUAGGAGAGGUGGCUGUGGAGUUUUUGACCAGCUUGUUCAAUAGAAUUCUAGUGCGUGAGAAGAUGCCUGAGGAAUGGAGGAAAAGUGUACUGGUGCCCAUUUUUAAGAACAAAGGUGAUGUGCAGAGCUGUGGCAACUAUAGAGGAAUAAAGUUGAUGAGCCACACAAUGAAGUUAUGGGAAAGAGUAGUGGAGGCUAGACUCAGGACAGAAGUGAGUAUUUGCGAGCAACAGUAUGGUUUCAUGCCCAGAAAGAGUACCACAGAUGCAUUAUUUGCCUUGAGGAUGUUGAUGGAAAAGUACAGAGAAGGUCAGAAGGAGCUACAUUGUGUCUUUGUAGAUCUAGAGAAAGCCUAUGACAGAGUACCCAGAGAGGAACUGUGGUACUGCAUGCGGAAGUCUGGAGUGGCAGAGAAGUAUGUUAGAAUAAUACAGGACAUGUACGAGGGCAGCAGAACAGCGGUGAGGUGUGCUGUCGGUGUGACAGAAGAAUUUAAGGUGGACGUGGGACUGCAUCAGGGAUCAGCCCUGAGCCCCUUCCUUUUUGCAGUGGUGAUGGAUAGGCUGACAGAUGAGGUUAGACUGGAAUCCCCGUGGACCAUGAUGUUUGCAGAUGACAUUGUGAUCUGCAGUGAAAGCAGGGAGCAGCUGGUGGAACAGUUAGAAAGAUGGAGGCAUGCACUGGAAAGAAGAGGAAUGAAGAUUAGCCGAAGUAAAACAGAAUAUAUGUGCAUGAAUGAGAGGGGUGGUGGGGGAAGAAUGAGGCUACAGGGAGAAGAGAUGGCAAGGGUAGAGGACUUUAAAUACUUGGGGUCAACCGUCCAGAGCAAUGGUGAGUGUGGUCAGGAAGUGAAGAAACGGGUCCAAGCAGGUUGGAACGGGUGGAGGAAGGUGUCAGGUGUGCUAUGUGACAGAAGAGUCUCUGCUAGGAUGAAGGGCAAAGUUUAUAAAACAGUGGUGAGGCCAGGCAUGAUGUUGGAUAAAAUUAGAAAUGAGCUCAUCAGAGGGACAGCCAAGGUUCGAUGUUUUGGAGACAAAGUUAGAGAGAGCAGACUUCAAUGGUUUGGACACGUCCAGAGGAGAGAGAGUGAGUAUAUUGGUAGAAGGAUGAUGAGGAUGGAGCUGCCAGGCAAGAGAGCUAGAGGAAGACCAAAGAGAAGGUUGAUGGAUGUCGUGAGGGAAGACAUGAUGGCAGUUGGUGUUCGAGAGGAGGAUGCAGGAGAUAGGCUCUCAUGGAAAAGGAUGACACGCUGUGGCGACCCCUAACGGGACAAGCCGAAAGGAAAAGAACAAUUGCUAACACUGAAGCGAUCAGUACGCCUUUAAAAAAUUAAUGCUGGCAUUUAAAGAAAAAACCCAUCUGACACUUUCAGACUUUCAUUUUUUUUAUAUAGAUUGGUGAGUUAAUUGCAUGGUUAAAUUUUUUUUCAUUUAUGACCAGUUCAGGAACUGAAACCUACUUUGACAAAUUUGGCCGUUUGGACUUCGAUCAAUCAAAACGUUAUUUAUGUAGCAUGUUUCAUAUUUAAAAAGAAACACAAAGUGCUUCACAAGACAAUUGAUAAAAAAACGCUAACACAAUUCUCCCACCCACCCGCAGUCUCUGACCACCUGCGACACCCAACACCCUUGUGUAAAAGUAUGUACUACAAUUGAAAGAGCUACAUAACAUACAGUAGCUGUUGAGAGAGACAUGGGUGAGCGCAGACUGGAGAACUUGGACUUGUUGUUUUAUUUUUUUCCUGUGGAUAGUCUGAUGUGUUUUCAAAUUAAUACACUAUACACUAUUAUCCUCCACAUCAUCAGUUAACUCUUACGUUAAUGCUAUAUGGGCCAUAUUAUCACCUGUGCGUAAGUCAGAAAUGGCGUGCAGCCGUAAGCUUUUCUGGUUGUGUUCAUUUGUCUACUCAAAUCUGUACACACUCUGGGUACGCGCACACUGCAUGGAUUCUUCCAUCCACUUAAGCACUUUUUCUCUUCCGCACUCCAGUGUCUGUAGUAAGUCCAGCGUCCCGUGAAUGUGAAAAAUCCUACUGCGCAUUUUGAUUCAGUUAACUUCCCAGCGGUGACGGAAACUCCAAACAUGUUUUCAGACAUAAGCACAGUAUUCUGAUGAAGUUACUUUUAUUGGAUUUUUUUCAUACAAAAUAAAACAGAUUUCUUUCAACUUUCAUCUUCCAUCCAUCCAUUUUCAACACCGCUUAUCCUGGUUAGGGUCACGGGACGCUGGAGCCUAUCCCAGCCGACUUCUGGCGAAAUGCGGACUACACCCUGAACUGGUCGCCAGUCAGUCCCAGGGCACAUAUAGACACGGACAACCAUUCACACUCACAUUCACACCGUCACUGAGUGGGAACUGAACCCACGCUGCCUGCACCAAAGUCAGGCGAGUGUACCACUACACCAACAGUGACUCAACUUUCAUCUUGCAAUGUGUUAAGUGUAUUAGCCGGAGCCAUGCGUACAUCUCGACUUGCAGAUGACAAAUCAUAAGGGUACACUUCAUAAGGUAUUUUCAUAAUUUAAUUCGAUCUUUAUCUGUUAGUGACUGAAAUGAAUUGAGUUGCACUUUGAUUAAAUUAUAUUGUAGUUACGGUGAAUUGUGAAGCAGGGCGGUUGAUACUUUAAUACAAUGUGGAUGGGUGCUAUAUUUUUCAAAUCGAUUUCUAUGACAUCCACAAGUCUCAGGAAAACCAUGAUUGACAGAAAACUUCAGACUUCAGUGAGUCACACCUCUUUAGUAGUUGUGCACAAUUUCCCAGGUUACGCAUGGCGAGUGUGUCAGAGGUCUGGAAGGGAGAAUGUGCGCAGAUGAAAGGUGAACAAGCCUGGCAUGUAAAAAAUAGACUUUCUUAAGUGCAAGUCUAUCAAAGUGCUUUACACCAAGGGAAGACUGUGGUUGGUGAUGGAAGCGUUUUGCCUUGUUUGAGGUUGUUGAAGCUCAAUAUAUUUGAUUUGUAAGUGUAUGGCAAAGCUUUGUUGACUUGGACAAUCACUGGGAGAGGUUUUAGUAGCAGAACUCUUCAACAUGGAAAACACAAGUACUCUGAUGUCAGGUCAAAUGGCACACUUUUUCCAACUGUUAUUUUUGUGCCAUUGCAAUCUUUUGAAUUAUUAACAGCAAGUAGUGGCCAUUUUUUAUUCCACAUCCAAGCUGCCUCUAAACUCACUUGUUUUAGCUCUCAGGUAAUAACCGGUGUAAAAAAUAUUUGAUUUGUGUGUUUUUUUUCCAGUUUUGUCAUGUGUGGUCAACACUUCAUAGCGUUCUCUUGAAAUGUGAUGUUUUCUCUCACAAACCUUCCACUUGUGCCUCAACCAUAGACACCUUCUGUCUUCACAGUUGUCUACCUCUAUUAUGUGACAUGUUGGUGGCAGAAGAUGCUGGUUGAUUUAUUAGGGACUCUAGGUUCUAGUGGUGCAAGUUUGACUGCCAUCAUAGGAAGACAUUUAGCUCCUAUAUAAUUUCCCUGAGAUAUCAUCAGGGACAAAUCACAGACACACCAACUCAGUAAUCACUGACAUUUAAUAAAUUUCUUCUGGACAAGUUCAUGUAUAUGUAAAUGAAUAGCUAUGACACAUAACAGGAAACAACAUGAAGAAAAGUAUUAUGAGCCAAAUGGGAAUUUCAACUAGAUUGUUUCCUAAGUAUCUUGCAAGUUAAAAAUAACAUCAGAUUUAACAGUCACAGAAUGGCAUUCCAUUUAGGCUGAAUGAUCCUAAUAUCAUAUUAAAUUGUCCACCUUCAUACCUCCUGCAUACGAUUCAUUCACUGAGAGGUUUUUGGGAAUGGUUCAGUCAUGCAAUGUUGACAACGGUGAGAAAGUCCUUUACCACACUUUUUUUUUUUUAUGUGCACUCUGAUGUGAUGUAAAAUGUAAUGGGCUCUUUCUUGGCACAUGCCAGAUUGUUCCACAGAUUUCCAUGGAGGUCCCAGGUAACAUUUUUGAACUGAAAAUGCA
Molecule: messenger RNA, 5565 nt
Organism: Phyllopteryx taeniolatus (common seadragon)
Lineage: Eukaryota; Metazoa; Chordata; Actinopteri; Syngnathiformes; Syngnathidae
Exons: 2
Coding region: 188-2872 (894 amino acids)
Source: RefSeq, a predicted model, not a curated record